Messenger RNA from Microthlaspi erraticum, 492 nucleotides. NCBI's taxonomy places the organism in Eukaryota, Viridiplantae, Streptophyta, Magnoliopsida, Brassicales, Brassicaceae. The record is from the annotation of a GenBank genome assembly.
AUGGCCACGGGAUCUCCAGAGCUGUACGUCCAAUCUUCAAGCAGUUCAGACUCAGAGUUUGAAGGCUCGUGUACCCCAGGGCACCUUUCUAUGUCAAAUUUGCACAUGGACACAACAGAGGCUCAUGUCCGAGAAAUCUACUUCAUCAGUGGAUACACAACAGAAGAUUCUGAGGAUGCUAUCAAGGAACAACUCCAAACUCGUUUCAACUCAUGUGGAACGAUUUCCAAGUUCUUUUUCCCAAAAGACAGUGACACAGGAUCGUAUCUUGGGUUUGAUUCUUUCCUUCAGUUUGGUAUUUGUUUAGUUGAUGUUCAAUACCAGCUCAUAAACUUUUAUUUUCCAUACAGGUUUUGUUACUUUAUCCUGGACGUACCAAAGGAACCAACAACCAACGUGGCUGCUAUAAGUCAAAGUUUGAUGGAAGAUUAUCAUCUUCAUGUGAGGCGUGCUACUUUGAAGACAAGGGUUCUUAGGGCUGAAAUGGCCUAG